Molecule: messenger RNA, 690 nt
Organism: Aspergillus eucalypticola CBS 122712
Lineage: Eukaryota; Fungi; Ascomycota; Eurotiomycetes; Eurotiales; Aspergillaceae
Exons: 8
Coding region: 1-690 (229 amino acids)
Source: RefSeq, a predicted model, not a curated record
AUGGAUUGCGAUACCCGAUGCUCCGACUUGACGCUCGUCUACCCGAUUCUUCUAAAGCUGACACCAGAUCGAUCCCGACUUUGCGAGGGACCGAUACCAGAUGGAUUGUCCAACCUUGACCGCACUUGCUCGUCCUUGGAGUGUCAUCCCGGCUUGGAUGCAGUCUUCCCGCCUCUUCAUGCAGCUCGAACCUUCCCGAAGAGGAAGUCGCAGUUCUGCAUCUGCUCCUUCCCUGCCGGUGUCUGUAUUCCUCGCCGUCGUUCCUUCCCUGUUUCUGCUUCGAGCGAUCUUAUGAACAUGCUGCUUGGGCUGGCUAAAAACACUCAGCCCACCACGCAGGCUAGCUCCAAAAGGGAAAUGCUCUGUGCCUUCCACCCAUCCUUUUUCUCCUCCCCAUUCCUGGCCACCAUCGGCCCUUCCUCCUCUUUUAUCUGUCCUCCUGUUUCGAUGCCUGGCGCUGCGGUCAUGCCCAGAGGGGACAUGACCAAGAGCGAGUACCUGCACAGUGGCAGGCCCAGCUGGCGAAAACACAAAGAGUGCCACCCCGCAGAGAAGCGAGGAGAGUCAGCCGAUAGGGAGACUGAUGGUGGUUGGGGAUUACAUAUGCAGAUUGACAACUCUGUAUCGUCCUGGUCAAGGUUUCUACCCUACGGGGAGUUUUCCUUAGCUGUAACCCGAAUGGGAGGAUAG